Messenger RNA from Dacryopinax primogenitus, 336 nucleotides. RefSeq lists its product as uncharacterized. The record is from RefSeq and is a predicted model, not a curated record. The coding region runs from base 1 to 336 and encodes 111 amino acids. The transcript is spliced from 2 exons. Lineage: Eukaryota; Fungi; Basidiomycota; Dacrymycetes; Dacrymycetales; Dacrymycetaceae.
AUGUCUCUGCCAGCAGAAGAACCCAGAUUGGGGCAGGAGGAGCCAGAGCUGGAGCUGGAGCCAGAGCUGCAGCAGCAGCAGCAGGAGGAGGAGGAGCAAGAAUGGCAGAUGCAUGACGGUGAGAGGGAGGGGGAGGGGGAGACCUCUGGCAUUGAGGAGUUGGACAAGGAGAUUGAUCUUGAGUCAAGAAUGAUACCUGACAACCUGUUGGCAGAGGAUGAGAAGAUAUUCACCACAUUCUACACGAAGAUGAAUGGACACUUCACAAAUGCGCAGUACAACACCCUCAACUUCACCUAUCCCAACAUCUUCUACAAUCUCCCCUAUAUUGAAUGA